AUGUUGAAUUUGUCGAAGCUUGAGUUUGUGGCACUUGAUAUCUCCGGAAAGAAUUACCUAUCAUGGGUACUCGAUGCUGAAAUUCACCUAGACGCCAAAGGUCUUGGUGCCACUAUUACUCAGGAUAAUACAGCAUCGAGUCAGGACAAAGCGAAGGCAAUGAUUUUCCUUCGUCAUCAUCUGGAUGAAGGAUUGAAGGAUUUUAAAACUGUAUGUGAUUAUAACUCUGCUGUUUAUACAAUUACUUCCCAAUUGAAGUUAUGUAGGGAUAAUAUAACUGAUGAGGAUAUGUUGGAAAAGACUCUUACUACUUUUCAUGCCUCCAAUUUGCAUAAUACCGUUUUAUUGAAAAAUCAUGAAGCCCGUCCCAUUGGAACUGCUCCAUUCCCGGAAGCGAAUGUGAUAGCAGCACAUGGCCCAGCUGAAAGACAAAAUAAUUGGGGCCAUGAUAAUGAGCGUGGUCGUGGCAAGGGCAAAGGACUAUAUAAUAAUCGUCGUGAUGGUGGUCACCAUAAAAGGGAGAACAAUAUGGGUUAUCAAGGCAAUCCUUCAAGGAGCAAUUGUUAUCGUUGUGGUUUGAAAGGUCACUGGAAAAAUGAAUGCCGGGCACCUGAACAUUUUGCUAGGCUUUAUCAAAAUUCCUUCAAAAGAAAGGCAAAUAGAGGUGUUGCCUCUUCUGCUAAUGCCCGGGUGGAGUCACACAUGACUUUAGAGAAUGAUGAGGAGGCAGGGCCUUCACGAAAAUAUGAUGAUAAUGUUGAAGCUAAUUUGACUUUGAAAGAUGAUGAUUUUGAUGGGCUUGAUGAUAUUACUCAUUUGGAAGUUGAAGACUUCUUUGGAGAUCAAAAUUGA
Molecule: messenger RNA, 852 nt
Organism: Lycium ferocissimum
Lineage: Eukaryota; Viridiplantae; Streptophyta; Magnoliopsida; Solanales; Solanaceae
Exons: 3
Coding region: 1-852 (283 amino acids)
Molecular function (GO): nucleic acid binding; zinc ion binding
Source: RefSeq, a predicted model, not a curated record